Molecule: messenger RNA, 1457 nt
Organism: Zea mays
Lineage: Eukaryota; Viridiplantae; Streptophyta; Magnoliopsida; Poales; Poaceae
Exons: 4
Coding region: 282-1169 (295 amino acids)
Source: RefSeq, marked validated
AUAAUAUGAAGAUUGAACUCUUGUUUGUCUUCUUCUUCCUCCCUCCUCUUGCAUUGCUAUUGUUACCCCUUCCCCUUCGCUUGCCACAUCUGUUCUCCUGAGUGGUAAUCCGAGCACACGGCGCCGUGCGAGGACUGCUUCCUGCUUCUUCCGGUCGCGCCCGACCCGGCCGCAGAAUCAGAUCCGGUGCCACUGGUGCCUUCCCUCCUCCUCAUCGAAGCUUUGGGGCCCGUCGCUGCCUCCCUGCAUCGCACCCUGUUACUGCCUUCUGCGCGAGAGAUAUGGUUGGGAACAGUGUGAUGUGGCAACACCUGGAAGUGGAGGAUCUCCUUCUCUACCACAAGGAGAAAAUCCUUCUUUACUACAAGGAGAAAAUCCAUGAGUCGGGGAGGGCCUUUGUUCUAAGGGAGGUCCAUCACGAAGAGUGUGCUCGGAGGCUUAAUGAGAAGUAUGGUGCUAACUUCACGUGGAAACAAACCUACAACAAGUACCACAAGCUGAAAGGAGAAUGGAAGGUGAUCAUGGAGGCGAAGUCUGCUAGGGGUGCUGGUUUUGAUGAUGUUCAGAAGAAGAUAACCUACGACGAGAUCGAGGUUGUCAAGAUGAAAGCUAAAGGCGACAAGAAGGCUAAGUACUACAAUGUUCCGAUCCCCUUGUAUGAUGAGAUGGAGUUUGUCUUCACGGGGAAACACGCUACUGGAGAGUUCAGUGUUAUUGAAGCACCGUUUGAUCGCUCAGGAAGGCAAGAGGAUGAUGCCGUUGGGAAUGUCAACCUAGAUCAAGAGCCAGCAGAUCUGAAUGGUGACUCUUCUCAACACGAUUUCGACACCCUCGCAGAGUCUGAUAGUCCGAACCCAGUAGGCUCGAAGCGCAGGCACGAGGAGAAGGAGAAGGAGAAGGAGAAGGAAUGGAAAUGGGCUAGGCAAGGCGUCCCCAUCUUCAUGCAGGCCCUGUCGGAAGCUGUGAGCUUUACCCACGGUGGCACGGACCCAUACGAGGGUAUUUACAAAGCCAUUGAAGACAUGGAUGAGUAUCCUUUGCCGGCACGCCUUGAUCUGCUGACCUAUCUUGCUCAGAAUCGUCACAUUGCCAGCAUGUUGAAGGGACGGCAGGAGGAAACUUUCAAGCAAUGGGUGGCACGAUGGGUUGCUGGUCACUACCCUUUGUGAUUCGUGUUUGAAGCUCAAGUCGUCUUAUGAUUCGUUUGCGCUCGGAGUAGGGUCUAACUUGAUAGGGCAAGAUGCAUAUUUUGGCCGUAUGUAAACUAUGCAUGGCAGAAUGUAUAGUUUUUUUUCCUGAUAGUAUGAAACUAGAUAGUGAGUGUUACUAGGCAUGCAUGGCGUGUUGAGGUGAGGGUCAUGAGAUAAUCACUUCAUCUAUUAUUAUACUACUAGGAGAAGAGAGCUUAACAAAAGACCUACUUUAUCUUGUUCCUAUAAGAUUUUGAUGGGGAUGAG